UACUCGAUUUAAACCUUGAUAAUCCCCUGAUACUUCCUGAUAGUUGUUGCUUUAAUUCUUUUCUUGAAAAGUUAUGGAACGCAACGAAGAGGAUUGGUCGGUGGAAUGUUCGGACGAUGAAAAAUACGAAAUGGAUAGAAAAAACGAAUGGACCCUGAAAUCCGACGAUAUAUUAACACUGAUCGAGGCUCUGGAAACUAACAAUAGAAUUUUAGAGCUCGAAUGGAAGUGUCCUGGUAGGAGGGGUCCGUCUCCAGUUCUCUCAAACAAUCGAAAGCAAGAUAACGGCUCCCAGGAGUACAAGAUCGAAGAGAAGUCAGAUUUCGAUUUCAUGGACGAAAUGUCGUCGCCUAGAUUACCAGUUCGCAGAAUUGGCGAAAGUACUCCAAAAGGAAGCGCGAAAAAGAAAACAGCCAGUUUCAACGGCGUCUUGUCUACUAUGUUGCGACAUCGUAGAUUAGAGCAGCAAGAAAUCAAUUCUAGUCCGAAGAAGACUGAAUCGUCGUCGGUAUCAAAAACACAGUCAAUUUAAAACGGAACGAGAAGAAGAAGAAGAAGAAGAACGUUUGUUUAAGUUGAAUUGGACGCGUGAAGAUUAGAGGCCCACGAUGGGAAUCCAUGAGCACCAUAAACGUAAACACCCCAAACAACGAAGAAACUACUCUGCACUAUGAGGGAGUAAAUAGCAGGCGCGCAGCCUCCGAUCAUCAGCCACUUUGUCGGAAUUCGACCGACGAUCGUGACGAUCGCGUUCGGUGGUGUACCAACCGGUAAUCGAAAGGAAUAAGAACACAUUAUAGUUGCCGGUACCAUCAAGUAUAAAGGAUGUAUCUCCAUCGCAACGCACUGUAAGGGAAUAAGGGAACAAUUUUUUUUAUCUACUUACUACUAUUUAGUUUCGGUCCAGUCGUUUCUUACCAUUUGUGCAACCACCGGCAAUGUAAUGUUCGCGAUGCCAACGUUGCUGGUGAAUUCCGUGAUAGUACCGAUGAACAACGAAACGAGAACUAAGAUGAUUACAGGCGGUAAGUGUUUGAGCGGUACCAAAGCGUCCCCAAUUCUUUUGGCCAAACAGGAAGCUAUGCUGCCUUUGGAUAUCGCGAAUCCUCCGCCUAACAGAAACAUUAAACUCCAAGGCAUCUUUGUCUCGAUCACGUCCCAGGUGAUCAAACCUUCGGAAGCUUUCUGCGGCCUUUUUUCAGCUACAAAGCGAAAUGAACGAACUUAUAGGUAUAAAUUUGAUAAAGAUAACAAGAUAACAAGAUAACAAGAUAAAGGAAUUUCAUAAGUAUACACUUACGAUCUGGGCUGUAACUGUAAAUGAAAGUUGGGUCUUUUGGAAUAAAAAACAUCAGAAUCGAGACGAG
Messenger RNA from Osmia lignaria (orchard mason bee), 1367 nucleotides. It is a transcript of the gene Pa1, whose product is annotated as PTIP binding protein Pa1. Gene Ontology annotation, molecular function: nuclear estrogen receptor binding. The record is from RefSeq and is a predicted model, not a curated record. Gene Ontology annotation, biological process: positive regulation of intracellular estrogen receptor signaling pathway; positive regulation of cell cycle G1/S phase transition. Lineage: Eukaryota; Metazoa; Arthropoda; Insecta; Hymenoptera; Megachilidae. Gene Ontology annotation, cellular component: MLL3/4 complex.